AUGACGCUUACUCUGACGUCGGAGAUAUAUGCCUCGGCCAUAGGGGGCGAGCAGGAAGUAGAGGCUGCACAGGGCAGCUCGACUGCCUUCAACUGUACUGUAAAGCAGAUCCUCGUCGGUCAGUCGGACGAGGGGACAAGGUACUAUUUCGAACCUUUACCAAAGGGUAGCAUCGAUCAAGCAACGGAGAGGAGACGUCAAACGGUCGAUGGUAUUGAGUGCAGCUACUCGCAGAUCCAUCGCACACCAAGUAAGGAAGUGAAGAUAGCGAGCAUGUGGGUAUAUACUGUUGACGACAAGAGAGGUUCAGAACAUUAUUGGGCACCGGUGGAAAAAAAUCCCGGAGUGUGCUUUGGAACUUUCAAGCCGAUUACCAGUCACAAAUUCACACCGGAGCCCGACUCCAGCUCUCUGCGACAAGACGACCCCGAAGUCAUAACUGCAAAUCGUCUUUGUACUGAGGAUAAGUUGCUGGUGAGUGAGAGUCAGCAAGAUCCGACGCCGAACGGUAUGUACUAUGGUUUCGUCAAAGACGGUAUGGCCGUGACGAUGACGUUCGAUGGAGAUUCACGGCUUAAACAUAUCGCAGUCGACAGAAGCUACGACACCCUCCUCUACACCAUGCUUGGGACCGCUAUUCGUGGUUCCUUCACCAAAAAAGGAGGUUACGAGCCGUGCGUGGUCAUCCUGGAGCCCGUCGAUCAGAGCAAAUUUGAUGGCACCAGACUGAGCUUGCCAGAAGCUCGCUUGCCCACUGUCGAAGGUCAACCCUUCAGCAGCAGUGAACUCCCGAAACUUCUAGGCUUGGAAAAGACCAGCAGAUUCGGCAUUCUGAAAUCUAGUUUCAGGAAGAGUUUUAGAAGGCUCAAAACGAUGUUCCGUUCAAGUCCUACGGCAAAGUCCGACUAG
Molecule: messenger RNA, 909 nt
Organism: Perkinsus marinus ATCC 50983
Lineage: Eukaryota; Perkinsozoa; Perkinsida; Perkinsidae
Exons: 1
Coding region: 1-909 (302 amino acids)
Source: RefSeq, a predicted model, not a curated record